AAAAAAUCCUCACCCCUCUAAAAAUUAAAAAUGUCUUCUUCAACUUUUUGCUUUUUAAUUGUAGCUGCUUUAAUUGCACAAAUUGUGGUUUCUGCACCUGUUGCUGAUAAGACAGUGCAAAAGAGACAUGCUGUACCUGCUUAUUAUUAUCCUUAUUAUUAUGCUCCGGCCGCCCCAGCAAGCUCCAGCUUCGUUUCUGGAGGUGGUGGAAGUGGAGGAGGAGGAAUCCAAAGUGUAAUAGGAGGAGGAUAUGGACUUCCUGGAUCAUCCUUUGUUGCUGGAGGAGGUGGAUAUGGAGGUGGUGGAAUCCAAAGUGUUAUUGGAGGACGUUAAUAAUCUAAUAUAAAUUACGCUAUAAAUACAUUUUGUAUGUACAUCUUUAUACAUUAA
Molecule: messenger RNA, 390 nt
Organism: Meloidogyne enterolobii
Lineage: Eukaryota; Metazoa; Nematoda; Chromadorea; Rhabditida; Meloidogynidae
Source: the annotation of a GenBank genome assembly